Schistosoma spindalis is the source of this 1416-nucleotide messenger RNA. The record is from the annotation of a GenBank genome assembly. Lineage: Eukaryota; Metazoa; Platyhelminthes; Trematoda; Strigeidida; Schistosomatidae.
CCUCGUGGGGCGCGCCUUAUAAGUUUACUCGUGGCGUUUCGCUAUAUUCUUCGAGUCUUUAACUACAACCAGAAAUAUAUUUAAAUUCUUCGUGUUUACAGUCCAUAUGUUCAAAUACUUUAUUAAUUUCAAGACUUCUCUAAUCUGUUUCCGUUUUGAGAUAUAGCAAAGCUUCAGUUUUCUUGUUUCCCAUAAACUCACUUAUUUGUUCAAAAAAAAUGUACGAGGUCCAGCCACGGCAAGAAGAUAUUGCUCUCGUUAUCGCAUGCCACGACGGUAAUUUUGAAGAAGUCAAAAGAUUGGUAGAGGAUGAAGAUGCAGAUAUAUGUUACCAGGAUUUCAAAACUGGAAUGAGCGUCUUAAUGGUUGCGGCAGGAGCUGGACACACAUAUAUUGUAAACUAUUUAUUAUCAGAAGGUGCCCCCUGGAAUGCAGUUGAUCGAAGCUAUUUAUGCGCCGGGGAUUAUGCCGCUAGAAAUAAACAGCAAGAUUGUAUUGAUAUCCUGAUGAAUCAUGCAGUUAUGUCUGAGUUACUUUUGUGUAUGGCAGUAAACAAGUCAGAUGCAGGAGAGUCUUUGGAAAAUGUUGAUUCUAUGAAUCUUACUACUACUACUGUAAACACACGUGCAAAUAAUUCUUCGGAAGCUCUUAACGCUUCUUACCUUACUAGCCGAUUGGAGUAUUCUAAUGACAGAAAAUGUCUCAUUGACACCAAUACUCAUCUUGCUGUAAUGAUGGAUUGGGAAACUCCAAUAAUGGAGAAGCAUGCAGCAUGGGUUUGUCAUGCAGACGAAAUAGACAGUACUAUCAGUUCACCUAUUCGAGUUUUAAACAUUGGAUUUGGUUUGGGGAUUGUUGACACGGCUAUACAAAAGUAUUCACCUGACUCACAUUAUAUAAUAGAAGCUCAUCCGGAGGUGUUGGAGAAAAUGAAGUCCGAAGAAUGGUUUGCUAAGCCAGGCGUCAGGAUAAUCCCAAGUAAAUGGCAAGAUGCGGUCGUCUCACUAGCCAAAGAAAUUGAUGACGGUGCAAUUCCAAGGUUUAGUGGAAUAUUUUUUGACACAUAUGCAGAGGAUGAUAAUGAUCUGAGAGAAUUCCAUACGUGGUUACCCAAACUUCUUUCUAUCCCUAAUCAAGAAAGUGUGGGGGGUCUAUCUUUCUCAGGAAGGUAUUCUUAUUAUAACGGUUUGUGUCCCGACAAUGUAUUUUUUCACGGAGUCGCAUGCGAAACUAUGAGGUUGCAUUUAAAAAGGUUGGGAAUAAGUUGUAUAUUUGACCCAGUUGCUGUUGAUGUUGCAGACCAAGAGCUAUGGAAGGAUGUUUCUCAAAGAUAUUGGUAUUUUGAUACAUAUUUCUUGCCAAAGUGUACUUUUGAUCAUGAUGAAAAGAACUAAUAAAGUUUAUUCCGUCAAAAAA